Messenger RNA from Medicago truncatula (barrel medic), 1599 nucleotides. RefSeq names its product protein XRI1. The transcript has 9 exons. The record is from RefSeq and is a predicted model, not a curated record. The coding region runs from base 229 to 1131 and encodes 300 amino acids. Lineage: Eukaryota; Viridiplantae; Streptophyta; Magnoliopsida; Fabales; Fabaceae. Gene Ontology annotation, biological process: male meiotic nuclear division; female meiotic nuclear division.
CAUAGCAGAAUGAGAGAGCACACACAUCUCCAGCCACGAAACGGAGUGAUGUAGCAAAACCGAUCUCUAUAUAUAUAACGGUUACUUUUCUUCCUUUUUUCCUCUUCUUCUAUUCUUAUAAAGAACAAACAAAAACCAUUAUAAUAAAAAUUAAAUUAUUUCUCAUCAUCAUUGACUUGAGAAGAAACACUUGCUCUUAGUUACUUUGCUAUUGCUGCUUCUGAAUUCAUGGAUUCUAACAACAAACACAAGGAGCCAUGGAAUUGGCAUGGAGAGGAUUAUGGUGUUCAGAAGACUUCAAACUUUGAAAUUUCGGAGGAGAUGUGGACUGACGUGCCUCAAAAUGGAGAGGAUCUUUCCUACAUGUUUGAUGGUGAAACUGAAACAACUCCAGUUAAAGCGUGCGGUGAUUUGGCAUAUAAUGUCAGCAAUGGGGAUUCAUAUUAUGUAGCAAAGGAACUAGAGGAAGGUAGGGACACUUCCCAAGCAAAGAGGCGGCGGAUGCUACAGUUCGACGACGUAGAUAUGGACCAAUCUCUUUGCAACAUGGAGAUGUCGUCAACAUGCUUUAAAAAUGGGAAGGACGACUCAAUUAAGGAAAUUUUUCCGGAAGUGUCACAAUGGAUGUCUGGGGCACCAGAAUAUACAUUGGAAAAUGUUCCUGACCUUGAAGCAACUGAAGAGUGGCUUGCUGAAUACUUAAAUGAUACUGAGAUGCAAUUCAGUCCUGAUGAUUUGAAUUUUUCAGGAGCAGAUGAUGUCCAUAUUGAUGUUGCAGAGUUAUGCAACAUCACGCCAUCACAUCAACAAAACGUGGUUCCGCAGCCUGUUACUCGAACCCCUAAAAAUAUUGUCUUCAAAGGUAGGAAAUCUUUUAUAAGGACACCCACAAAGUUGGCUUCUACCGUUGCCUAUCCAUUUACCUUCAUUAAACCAAGUGGUGCCCAGGGAGACAUAACUCUGAAGGAAAUCAAUCAGCGCAUUCGAACUCCUUCAAAAUCAGCACAAAGCAGUGACGAUUCGUCUGCUUACCCUAAAUCAGCCUUCUCAGGAAAGCCUGUGGUUGGUAAAACAAAAAUCCGCACUGAAGGGGGAAAAGGCAGCAUCACAAUUAUGAGAACUAAAGGCUAAGGGCAUGUUUUGAAUCAUGGUGAUUUUGACAAAUCACAAUGCCAGAUUCACCAGGAUUCCAAACAUGCACUAUUUUAGUGAGUUGUUGUCUGGUACGAAGUACUAACUUUUGUCUCACAAAGUCACCUUUUAAUAUGUUGGUUACUUCAUUUUGUGAAGAUGCUGAUACUGGAACUUUUAUUAUUUACGUAUUUCCAUCCGUAAAUUACACCACCUUAGUGUUUGUUUCCUAGUUGGGUCUAGAUAUUAUUUUAGCUGUUCUUUUGGGGGCACAUGAUUUUGUCAAGUCUGUGAUGAGAAUCUUAAUAUUUAUAUUAAGCUCUUUAGUCCUCACAAACACCCCAUGGCUCUAUAGUCUAUAUGACAAUUUUACUAAGCUUGGACUUAGCUUUUGUAAUUGAAACUUACAAAUCAAUUUGGCUCUAUUGCAUGUUUUGCAACCAUAAAUUUCUGAAAGAGUUGUAUGCA